Messenger RNA from Trichosurus vulpecula (common brushtail), 963 nucleotides. RefSeq names its product olfactory receptor 5G3-like. Gene Ontology annotation, biological process: sensory perception of smell; G protein-coupled receptor signaling pathway. Bases 1 to 963 code for a protein of 320 amino acids. NCBI's taxonomy places the organism in Eukaryota, Metazoa, Chordata, Mammalia, Diprotodontia, Phalangeridae. Gene Ontology annotation, cellular component: membrane. The record is from RefSeq and is a predicted model, not a curated record. The transcript has a single exon. Gene Ontology annotation, molecular function: odorant binding; G protein-coupled receptor activity; olfactory receptor activity.
AUGGAAGCUAGGAAUCAAACCAUGGUGACUGAAUUUCUUUUUGUGGGAUUUACAGAGUAUCUCCAGCAACAGGUUCUCCUCUUUCUCAUGUUUAUGUUUGUCUAUCUCAUCACUGUCUUUGGGAACCUGGGCAUGAUCAUUCUAAUUUGGAAAGACUCCCAACUUCACACCCCCAUGUACUUUUUUCUCAGUCACUUGUCCUUUGUGGAUUUCUGUUCUUCUUCUACUAUUGCCCCAAAGAUGUUGGCUGACUUCUUUGUGGAGAAGAAAACCAUCUCUUUUCUGGGCUGUGCAGCCCAGAUGUGGUUCUUUGGACUCUUUUUGGUCAGUGAAAGUUUCCUUUUAACCGCAAUGGCAUAUGAUCGUUAUGUGGCAAUCUGCAACCCGUUACUCUAUACACUUGUCAUGUCCCAGAGUGUCUGUGUACAGCUUGUGAUUGGGCCUUAUGCCAUGGGUCUUCUAAGCUGUAUGACACACACAAUCCUAAUUUUCCACUUACCCUUCUGUGACCAGAAUGUCAUCAAUCAUUUCUUCUGCGAUGUCUCACCCUUGCUCUCUCUUGCAUGUGCUGACACUCACAUUAUUAAGUUGAUCCUUUCCAUCAUAGCUGGAGCUGUGGGAGUCUUCAGUGGUCUGACCAUUCUUAUUUCCUACAUCUACAUCUUCAUGGCCAUUCUGAGGAUCCGCUCUGCUAGUGGGAGGUCCAAGGCCUUCUCCACCUGCUCUUCACACCUGACUACUGUCAGCAUUAUGUAUGGGACCCUCUUCUUCAUCUAUGUGAGGCCUAGUGCAAACUUCUCCCUGGACCUCAACAAGAUAUUGUCUGUAUUCUAUACAGCACUGACCCCCAUGUUGAAUCCACUUAUCUAUAGCCUGAGGAACAAGGAGGUGAAAAAUGCAUUUAGAAGGAACUUAGAAAGGAAAAAAUUCCUUUGUGCAAAUAAGAAUGAGGUCCUUUUGUGA